Oryzias latipes (Japanese medaka) is the source of this 4997-nucleotide messenger RNA. RefSeq names its product disintegrin and metalloproteinase domain-containing protein 10. Gene Ontology annotation, cellular component: plasma membrane; synaptic membrane. Gene Ontology annotation, biological process: membrane protein ectodomain proteolysis; Notch signaling pathway. Gene Ontology annotation, molecular function: metalloendopeptidase activity involved in amyloid precursor protein catabolic process. NCBI's taxonomy places the organism in Eukaryota, Metazoa, Chordata, Actinopteri, Beloniformes, Adrianichthyidae. The record is from RefSeq and is a predicted model, not a curated record.
UGACGUCAUGACGCUGGAAGAGCGGAGGCGAUGAGAGGAAACUGCAAUAAACACAGAGGGCGUCUGCGGCUAUCUAUCUAAAUAGGACAAUAAAGUGAAAACGGCUUCAAUGCUCUAACGAUGGAUUUGUCACAUCUGCUUCUCCUCAAAGUUUUACUCCUCGUGUGCUUGCUAAACUACACUCACGGACAUUAUAGGAAUCCUUUGAACAAGUACAUCCGUCACUAUGAAGGCUUGUCCUACAACACAGAGGCUGUUCACAGCAAGCAUCAAAGGGUCAAGAGGGGUCUUUCUCAUGAGGACAAGUUCCUUCAUUUAGAUUUCCAUGCACAUGGAAGGCAUUUUAACUUAAGAAUGAAGAGGGAUACCACGUUGUUUUCCCCUAAUCUUAAAGUGGAAGUUUCAGGAGAGGAGGUUCCAUAUGAUACGUCUCACAUUUACACUGGAGAAAUCUAUGGUGAGAAAGGAACUCUGACUCAUGGUUCCAUUGUGGAUGGCAAGUUUGAGGGCUUCAUACAGAGUUACCAAGGCACUUACUAUGUGGAGCCCGCUGAGAGAUACCUGGAGGACAAAGAUGUGCCCUUCCAUUCUGUCAUCUACCACGAAGAUGACAUUCACUAUCCACACAAGUAUGGCCCAGAGGGAGGCUGUGCCGACAGCUCUGUGUUUGAAAGGAUGAAGAAGUAUCAAGCCUCUGCAUUAGAGGAGCCGCCCAAGCAGCAGGAGCUCCACGCUGAGGCGGAUGCUGAUGGUCCUGUUCUGCUGAGGAAGAGGAGGAUGGCCCAGGCUGAAAAAAACACGUGUCAGCUUUUCAUUCAGACUGACCACCUCUUUUUCAAAUACUACAAUACCAGAGAAGCUGUCAUAGCUCAGAUCUCCAGUCACGUCAAAGCCAUCGAUGCCAUUUAUCAGGGCACGGACUUCAUGGGCAUUCGUAAUAUCAGCUUCAUGGUGAAAAGGAUUCGGAUCAACACCACCUUAGAUGAAAAAGACCGGAGCAAUCCAUUCCGCUUUGCCAACAUUGGAGUGGAGAAGUUCCUGGAGCUCAACUCGGAGCAGAACCACGAUGACUACUGCUUGGCUUAUGUUUUCACAGACCGAGAUUUUGAUGAUGGAGUGUUGGGAUUGGCCUGGGUGGGAGCCCCCUCAGGGAGCUCUGGAGGAAUCUGUGAAAAAAGCAAGUUGUACUCUGAUGGAAAAAAGAAGUCGCUGAACACUGGUAUCAUCACUGUACAGAACUACGCCUCCCACGUACCUCCAAAAGUCUCUCACAUCACCUUCGCUCAUGAAGUAGGCCACAACUUUGGCUCCCCGCAUGACUCUGGGUCUGAAUGCACCCCGGGAGAAUCCAAAAGCCAAGACAAGAAGGAGAAGGGAAAUUACAUCAUGUAUGCAAGAGCCACAUCCGGAGACAAACUCAACAACAAUAAGUUCUCCGUCUGUAGCGUUCGCAACAUCAGCCAGGUUCUGGAGAAGAAGAGAGGCAACUGUUUUGUCGAAUCGGGCCAGCCCAUCUGUGGAAACGGUAUGGUUGAACCUGGAGAGGAGUGUGACUGUGGCUAUAGCGAUCAGUGCAGAGAUCAGUGCUGCUACGACGCCAACCAGCCAGACAACAAAAAGUGCAAAUUAAAGCCUGGCAAAGCAUGCAGCCCCAGCCAGGGUCCUUGCUGUACCGCUGAGUGCACUCACAAGGGGCGUAAUGAGAAGUGCCGAGAAGAGUCUGAGUGUGCUCACCAGGGCAUGUGUAAUGGAGCAAGUCCCUCCUGCCCCACGUCUGAGCCAAAGGCCAACUUCACAGCCUGCCACGGAGAAACGCAAGUCUGCCUCAACGGGGGCUGCUCCGGCUCCAUCUGUGAGAAGUACGGACUUGAAGCGUGCACCUGUGCCAGCCAAGAUGGCAAGGAUGAGACUGAGCUCUGCCAUGUUUGCUGCAUGGAGAAAAUGAACCCAAAUACAUGCAGCAGCACAGGAUCAGAGCGCUUGGCUCGCUUCUUUAACAAAAAAGUCACCACGCUGCCAGCUGGCUCGCCGUGCAACGACUUCAAGGGCUACUGUGACGUGUUCAUGAAAUGCAGACUGGUGGAUGCAGACGGACCGCUCGCCAGGCUAAAGAAGGCCAUCUUUAACCCAGAGCUCUAUGAAAACAUCGCCGAGUGGAUUGUGGCUCACUGGUGGGCGGUGUUGUUGAUGGGGAUUGCGCUCAUCAUGCUCAUGGCUGGUUUCAUUAAGAUCUGUAGUGUCCACACACCGAGCAGCAACCCCAAACUUCCUCCUCCCAAGCCGCUUCCAGGCACUUUGAAGAGACGGCGAGCACAGCAGCAGCAGGCCAGCUCCCAGGUGCAGCACCAGUCUCAGCACCCUCAUGCCGGACACGGCGGACAGCGGCAAGCCCGGGGCCAGCAGCAGCGACAGGCGCAACCGCAGAGGCACCACCGCCAGCCCAGAGAAAACUAUCAGAUGGGCCAGAUGAGACGCUAAGACCCUGCACCCAGCCCCCUUCUCCUCCCCGUCCCCCCCAAUGCCUUGGCUCUUCCGUGUGCCUACAGAGGGAAAUAAAAGCGUCACUCCAUCCAAAGAAAAGCCUGACAUGGUUGUUAGUCAUCAUCAUAUCCACUACAGACAAACCAGACGUUUAAAGGAGACAAAAACGAUACCUAGCAACUUGAUUGGCUCUUUGGAGAGCGGACCUGACCAUCAGCCAUUUCCAGCGCAGUGGAAUCAAGUGUUUUCCAUCUUUAUCUUGGUUUUUUUUUUCUUUUAAUUCUUUUCUUUUAAGGAGUGCCAAGGAGUUAAGGAAUUGUGUAGCUUUAGUUCCUUCUGUGAUGUGUUUGUGUGGGUUUUUUCUUUUCUUUUCUUUUCUUUGCUAUGUCUUGUUUGCGUGGCGAGCCUGAGGCUGCUGGUGAAACUUUUCCGUGCUUUUGUUUUUAUUUUUUUAGCCAGGAAUAACAGAUACUUCGUGGAGAUUUUUGGCCCGUUUUGAGAUGUGAAGACGGGAAGCGGCUGAAGACCCAUCCUCCAGACUCUCAUGCAGACUCUCUUCUGUUCUGCAUGUGACUGUACAUAUUUAGUGUAUCAUAAGUGAAAGCAAACUAUUUCUUCUACUGUAAAUGUGUAAUUCUUCACUUUUUUUUUCUUCUUUUUUUUUCAAUUAGUGCUCUCAGGAUUCCUAACACAUACGUGAAAUAUUAAUGAGCUCCUUGGACUUUGCAGUCAAGGAUUUGACCUUGCAGAGCUCUCUUCAAAGUCGUCAGGUGGAUCGCUUUCACUUUUAUUAGAUUAUUUUGAACCUGAAAUCUUCAUUUUUAGCCUUCUUUCUUCCUGCUCCCUGCCUCUUUUUGUCUCACUAAACAUGUUUGCCCAUGCUGUAUAACAAGUCAGAGGAGAUGUGUUAUUACUGGAAGCGAUUGGGAGCAAGUUUGGCACAACCUUUGUUUUAAUUUUCUUUUUUUUUUUGAUAAUAAAUAACCACUAACUGAAGCUGAAUUAGAUGUGGAGGGAGAAUGAAGACUGCUUUUGAUUCAUGUAGAAAUUAGUGUGAUGUUACACGGUUCGUUUAAAUAAGUGUGGAAAUAAAUUUUAAAAAUGAUUGGAAAAAAAAGAAGUUAAGAUUUAGUCAUUCCAUUAUUCUUCAGAUAGCAAAGAACUUUUCCAUGUGGGCAUGCAGACACAUUUAUUGAAUUGAUCAGGGUCUGUAGUGUUUACGUCACUCUACUUUUUAUCUGAGUUUGUCUUAAUGCAGUUGAAAAGAAAAGUGUUUUUACUUUGAUUCACUUAACAUUUUUUUCUCCCUGAUGAUUGCAUCUCAUUAAGGACUAAAUCCCCUCAAGAGCUCACGACUGCGGGAUGUUUGUGUCGGCGUGCCAAAAGCCUUCCUGAAGUUCAUCUUUUCUGAAACGCAGGAAACCACCCGGAACGUUUGGAAAGCCACCUCAUAGGAAAGAUCGGAAAGGUUUUUCCUUUUUUUUUUUUUUUUUUGUGGAAUCCUGCGAGCUCCUUUGACAGCAGAGGGGUAUUGAAAUGAAAAUAUCCAGUUAUUGGGAUCGUUUGUGCUGAUGUGACAUUUCAUUGACAGAAUGUGAAGCACUGCACCUUUUUCUUUUCUUAAACGAUGUAUAACGUAAGGAAACAUUUUCUGUACUCUAGCUUUAUUGAUUUUAAUUUUUUUUUUUUUUUUUAUGCAUGCAAAUUCAAUAAUUCUGAAACCACUGUCGCUCAUCAUCACAUGUGCUCUGGAAGAAACCACAGAGGGAACUGGGAAGGCGGGCUGUUAGAACCUCUUAUGUCCUCUUAUGUAUGUACAAAUUGCAUCUUUUUUUCUUUUUUUUUAAUUCACGUCUCGGGCCACAUUUGCCAGAAUUAACUUGUAAACUUGUACAGUACUUGUUGGGGGAGGGAAAUUGCAUUUUAUUUGAUAAAGAAAAAAUACAUUUUGAUAACAUUUCUCUUCCUAAUUCCAGAGAAAACUGGUUCAGAAGUUAUGUUUGUUUUUUCUUUUCCUAUUUUCUAAGUUAUUUAAGUUCUUCUAUGCGCUAGUUGAACUGCACUUUGCUUAUGCUUUUCACCACCGUCAUCAAUCGAGGGAAGAAAAAAUAAACCUAUGAAUCUGUGAUGGAGUUAGUGUUACAUUCUCCUUUUUCUUUGUCUUAUUCUGUGGCAUGGUUUGGGUAGAAGAGCAGAAGAAUAAUGCCUGUAAAAUUACUUUCUCUUUUUAAUUUCAUAGUCUUGGUAAAGGUUUUAGAUCAACGUGCACUGAAAAUGUCCAAAUUGAGUUGAAAUGUCUUAGGUGAUGUAGGCCGAACGAACACGAGAUUAAAAAGUUAAACUGCUGUCUGAUUUUAUUGUUCACUGUGUUUUAUACAGUAUCCAACAUUUUCUUUUCUUUUUUUUUCUUUUGUUCACUUUGAACAUUUUUACUAAAAAAAAAAAAAAACAUUUCAAAUUGUAUUGUGCAAAGAGAUGUAAUUUUUUGGAGUACUUGAAAUGCAUUAAAAGACUCG